This is a messenger RNA of Giardia duodenalis, 807 nucleotides long. RefSeq lists its product as uncharacterized. NCBI's taxonomy places the organism in Eukaryota, Fornicata, Diplomonadida, Hexamitidae. The record is from RefSeq and is a predicted model, not a curated record. The transcript has a single exon. The coding region runs from base 1 to 807 and encodes 268 amino acids.
AUGAAUCAUCCGGGCGUAAAGCUCGCCAUUGCAAGGUACUCACGCACAGCGAUUAACAAGAAUGCUAGCGAAACGCAGAAGCCUCUUCUCAUCACCAGCAUUCACAUAGAUUCUGGAGGCUUGACAUCUUUGCCUCGGCUUUCGUUUUUCCCGGCUGCUACAAAGCUCCAGGCAAGCCAUAAUAAGAUUACAGAGAUUUUGGACAACUGGAACGACAAAAUUGAAGACGUGGACCUGUCUGAUAACCAGCUAACAAGCUUUCCAGAGAUAGGAGGGGUCAUGCUAAUGUCCUUGAAUCUGAGCGAAAAUGCCCUUCGAAACAUAACAAUUCCAAGGCAACUUCCGCACCUUAUGGAACUGAACCUUUCAAUUCAGUGCGAGAAGCAGGCCGCGCCUACUGACUCUGGGGGCUUCUGCAGCGUGUUUUCGGACAGCUUCUCCCAGUCUCUCUUCGACAACUGCCCGCAGCUUCAGUCAAUAAAUAUAUCUAUGACAGGAAUUACUAGCCUCUCGUGUCUAGAGAGGUGCGACAGUCUGAGGCAGAUAAUCUGUCUGAAAAACCCCAUAGAGAACUUGCAGGAUGUAUUGCCGUUUCUCCAUGACCGGCUCAUAUACCUCGACUUGUCUGACUGCCCAGUUGCCAAAGAUAGACGACUAUUCGAGGCUGUCUGCGCCAAGUGUCCCGAUCUUUCAUUCUUUAACAGCAAAAGAUAUACCGAGCAGCAAGUAAGGUUCACAGGGAGCAAGUACCUUCGUGAGCAGAAACGGAGAGACAUUUCUAGCAAGGAUCAAGCCAGGAAGAGUUAA